Diaporthe amygdali is the source of this 1674-nucleotide messenger RNA. RefSeq names its product MFS general substrate transporter. The record is from RefSeq and is a predicted model, not a curated record. The coding region runs from base 1 to 1674 and encodes 557 amino acids. NCBI's taxonomy places the organism in Eukaryota, Fungi, Ascomycota, Sordariomycetes, Diaporthales, Diaporthaceae. Gene Ontology annotation, molecular function: transmembrane transporter activity. The transcript is spliced from 4 exons. Gene Ontology annotation, biological process: transmembrane transport.
AUGGAUGGAGAAAAGCUAGAUGACAUGGAUGGAGAGAAUAUUGAACAGCCCGCCGAGCAUACCAAAACCACAGAAGAAAACAACAAUGCACUUCCCGUGCAGGUCACGGCCUACAAGCCUGGUGCCAGAGCUCCCCUGACCAAGACACGAUUUUGGCUGGUGUUACUAAGCAUCGAGACGGGUAUGCUCGCCGUUGCCGUCGACUUCUACACAAUACCUAUUGCCGUUCCCUGGCUUUCCUCGGGCGAUCUCGGGUACAUGAAUUCGGUAUGGCUCAGCACCGCGUUUCUCGUGUCAUUUGCCCUGGGUCUCCUCAUCUGGCCGAGGCUCUUCGCAGGGUUCAGCUAUAAGUGCGGAUUCUUCAUGGCCAUGGGAGCCUUCAACAUCGCAAACGGUCGGGCUAUGGUAUCCAAGACCACAGAGAGCAUGCUUAGGGCACGUCUUGUCCAGGGUGUUGGCGCUGGUGGGGUUUGUGGGCUCUUCGAUAUAAUUUUGAGGGAAAUAGUGCCGAUGGAAGAAUUUGGCAAGUACAUGUCUGUUUCUAGAAUGAUCUGGGCCGCAGCUGCGGUCGCCAGCCCACUCAUGGGAGGAGCAUUGAUCGAAUACAUCGAUGGGCGAUUUUGCUUUAUGCUCUGCAUCCUUCCAGGCCAGAUCAGCUACUAUUUGGCGUUAUUCUGUAUGAAGCUGCCCGAACCAUCUUGGUCCCAAAUGGUAUCAUCAUUCCGCCAAUUCGACUACCUUGGCACGCUCUGCCUAAGCGCUGGAACUGUUUGCAUGCUGCUUGCGACCGUGUCGAGCAAUACUUACUUCCCUUGGGUUCCCGCUCAAUUCCCCGCCGUCUUGGUCUCGGGACUUGCAUUUUUGACGGCUUUCUUCAUCAUCGAGCCCCUGGUUCCAGACCCUAUACUGCACCCAUCACUGAUCCACAACUCGGGCCUGCUCAUGAUUAUUGUGGCAGCUUUUUUCUAUGGAGCUAAUCUGGUCGGCACCAUGUAUUACGUCCCGCACUUCUUCCAGCUGGCCUUGCAGGGCAAUGCUAUGAUUUCUGGCGUCAGCAUCCUGCCGAUGAUGCUAGGAUUGGGCAUGAGCAGCACAGCCUCGGCGUUUAUAUCCUCUAGGUACCGCACCAAAUCUAGGAUUGCACAUGUCGGCGCUGCCCUGCAAGCCCUAGCGAGCGGUCUGAUGACUCGAUGGAACACCGACACCAGCUGCGCGGAGACUACCGUAAUCCUCGCCAUCCUAGGCCUGGGCCAGGGAACUACGAUGAUCGGCCUGCUUCAUGCAGCGCAAGCUUCCGUUAACCCACCAGCCGUGGGUACCGCUACGAGGCUCUUCGGAUUUGCGCAGGCGUCGGGCCACACCUUCGGCGUUGCAUGUUUUGCGACCCUUUACACCAAGAAGCUGAGGUCUUCGCUGGCCGGCUUGUUGCUGCCUGUCGAAGCGAGUCUGGCCGAUGUGCAAAAGCUCACAGACGACUCGGGCAAUUCCAAUUUGAUAAACAGAUUCCUGGAUGCGUAUGGGUCAAGCAUGCAGCAUGGAUGGUGGCUCAUGUUUGCUUGCGCGGUGUUUGUGCUGGUUCUAAGCUUCUUCGUAGAGCAACGCAAGCUCCAUGACGACGUAUCUUUACCGACUCUUGACGGAAGGCAAAGCUUGGAAGCAGAAAAGGGACCGUAA